Messenger RNA from Colletotrichum abscissum, 747 nucleotides. RefSeq lists its product as uncharacterized. The coding region runs from base 1 to 747 and encodes 248 amino acids. NCBI's taxonomy places the organism in Eukaryota, Fungi, Ascomycota, Sordariomycetes, Glomerellales, Glomerellaceae. The record is from RefSeq and is a predicted model, not a curated record. Gene Ontology annotation, molecular function: hydrolase activity. The transcript is spliced from 2 exons.
AUGAGAUCCACCGUCUUUACAUCAAUUCUCGCAUUGGCGGCGACGAUGGCCAUGGGGUCGGCCGUGGCUCGAGCCAAGAAGCCGCCGUUUUUCUUUCUCAUCGGCGAUUCCACCGUGGCGGUCAAUGGAGGUUGGGGUGACGGCUUCCUGUCUUACCUCAAAGACCCCGCAAAGGGCGAGAACAGGGGCAAAAGUGGUUCUACCACCGUCUCCUGGAAGUCAAACGGCCGCUGGGCUUCACUCUUGCAGGGUAUCAACGACACUAGGGCAGACUACGAGCCAGUUGUCACUAUCCAGUUUGGCCACAAUGACCAGAAGAGUCUUACUUUGGAUGAGUUCAGGGCCAAUCUGGUUAAUAUCGCGACCGAGCUCAAGGACGCCGGGGCGACUCCGAUCUUCAUCACGUCUCUUACUCGCCGUCGCUUCGAAGAUGGCGAAGUGGUUCGAGAUCUUGCUGAAUGGAGGGGCAAAACGAUCGCAGCGGCAAAGGCCAGCAGCGUUAGGUGGCUUGAUCUCAACCUUGCGAGUACCGACUAUGUCAACGCCAUAGGGGAGGAAAACGCCCAGUACUAUAACCUGGCUAGCACCGAUAGAACCCACUUGGGGGAAGCUGGCGAGAUCGUUUUUGGCCGCAUGGUAGUUGACCUCUUGUUAGAGAAACGCAGCGAUCUAGACGUCUACUUCAGCGCUGACGAAGAGAUCACUGACGCUAUCGCGAACGGCGAAUUCACUACAGGAGGCAAGUGA